This is a messenger RNA of Microthlaspi erraticum, 564 nucleotides long. The record is from the annotation of a GenBank genome assembly. Lineage: Eukaryota; Viridiplantae; Streptophyta; Magnoliopsida; Brassicales; Brassicaceae.
AUGGCUCGGAGAGUACUUGUUGAAGCUUCCUUUCUUUUCUUCUUCUUCUUCUUCUUGUUAGCUGAUCUCGGCAGUUGCAAAGAGGUUCUGGUCGGAGGCAAACCCACCGCCUGGAAAGUCCCUUCUUCACCUGCUGAUUCCCUCAACAAAUGGGCUGAGAGCUUGCGAUUUCACGUUGGUGAUUCUCUCGUGUGGAAGUACGAUGGAGAAAAGGAUUCGGUUCUGCAAGUGACAAAAGAAGCGUACAUUAACUGCAACACCACAAACCCAGCAGCCAAUUACACCAAUGGAGACACCAAGGUGAAGCUAGAGAGAUCUGGUCCUUAUUUCUUCAUCAGCGGCUCCAAAAGCAACUGUGUCGAAGGCGAGAAGCUUCACAUUGUCGUCAUGUCCUCUCGUGGUGGUCACACCGGUGGUUUCUUCACCGGCUCUGCUCCUUCACCGGCACCUUCUCCAGCUCUUUUGGGAGCUCAAGCUGUUCCUCCUGUCACUGGCUCUGCUUCUUCUUUGACCAGACGAGUUGGGGUUUUAGGAUUUGUUGGACUGAGCAUUGUUUUGCUCUGA